Siniperca chuatsi (mandarin fish) is the source of this 3729-nucleotide messenger RNA. RefSeq names its product phosphatidylinositol-4-phosphate 5-kinase-like 1 (gene pip5kl1). Gene Ontology annotation, biological process: phosphatidylinositol metabolic process. Lineage: Eukaryota; Metazoa; Chordata; Actinopteri; Centrarchiformes; Sinipercidae. The transcript has 10 exons. The coding region runs from base 148 to 1506 and encodes 452 amino acids. Gene Ontology annotation, molecular function: phosphatidylinositol kinase activity. The record is from RefSeq and is a predicted model, not a curated record.
GACCGCAGGGUAAGCGAGGCUCCGCGCGAUGUCAGUCAGUAGGCUGACAUGUGACACACACACACACACACACACACGACACGGCCAGACCGAGCCCGGCGGCUGCGCACCGACCUGCUCUGCACUGCGUCCACGAGCCACGCUGAGAUGGAGAUGUCAGUGGCUGCUGGUGGCCUAGGGAUGUCUGGUCACCGUCCGCACUCCGGCACGGUGAAGAGGAGGAGGUGGGGAGGUUUGAGGCAGCAGUGGAAGCUCUUGGGGUUGUUUGAGAUCGAUCAGCAGCACGAGUUCUACAGCCUGACCUGCAUGAUGAAGGAGGGAUUGGCAGCAGCCACCCAAAACACCAUACACAAUACACCUACAAAUGAACUGUCAGAUGAUGAUUUCAGAUUAGAGGUCACUCAGAUUCAUAAGGAUUUUACAAUGGAGACAUUCGCAGGCCCGGUGUUUGCCAGCCUGCGUGGCUCUUUAGGAAUGACAGAGCAGGAGUAUCAGCAGUCGCUCUGCUCUGAAAGCUGCUACCUCCAGUUCAUCAGCAACUCCAAGAGCAAGGCCGACUUCUUCCUGACAAAUGAUAAACGCUUCUUUUUGAAGACCCAGAACAAAAGGGAAAUCAAAUUCCUUCUGGCCAACCUGAAGAUCUACAUGGAACAUCUGAAGAAAUACCCCCAUUCACUGCUGGUGAAGUUCCUAGGUGUUCACAGGAUUAAAAUCCCACACAGACGGAAGAAAUACUUCAUUGUUAUGCUAAGUGUGUUUUAUCCAGAUGAUCGAAUCAAUGCCAGGUACGACAUUAAGGGCUGCGAGGUGAGUCGCUGGACAGAGCCGGCACCAGAGGGAAGCCAGAUUAUUGUGGUUCUCAAAGACCUCAACUUUGAAGGCCAGUACAUCACUCUGGACCGGCAGCGUCCCUGGCUCCUGCGGCAGGUGGAGCUCGACACACAGUUCCUCCAGAGGCUCAAUGUGUUGGACUACAGUCUCCUCCUGGCUCAUCAGCCCUUACACCAUGAUGAACGCCACCAGAGUCUCUCCUUUGCUACUCUCAUCAUGAGAACCAAAAAAUCUGUGAAUCCAGGCGCCAGCCCUAUCCAUGCAGGCAUAGCUGCUGUCCCUGGGGUAAUCCCAGAAGAUGACUCCACUUUACUGUUAUCUGAAAUAGAUGGUGGAUGUUUGAAGCAGUCACGAUCAGGAGAUGCAUCAAGUGGUGGCACUCUUCAAACAUGCCCAGAGCAUGCCGAGGCAGGCAGUGAUGCAGCUGAGCUUCCAGACUUGAGGGCCCAAAACCGACGUUUACUGCCCAACUUAAAGAAUCCUUUGCAUGUCAUUGAUGGGCCUGAGCAGCGCUACUUCAUCGGCAUCAUUGACAUUUUCACAGUUUACAGUUUUAAGAAGAGACUGGAGCAUUUGUGGAAGAGGCUGAGACAUCCAGGCCGGUCCUUCUCCACCGUCAGUCCACAGACUUACUGCCUCAGGCUAUGUCACUGGGUACAGGACCAUACCAAGUAGACCCUGGAUGAGUGGUGGAGACUACUCUACCACCAACUCUUACUGAGCAUGUCUAAACAACUAAAUGGUCACACACAUGCACACACAAUCCUUUCAUCUUUCCACAUGCUCAAAACACAAGCCUAAUAUCUAUUGCUGUAUAUUUGUUUCAUUAAUGAGUGAGCAGUAUGAGCAUAGGAAAUAUUAAGAAAUAAAAUAAUUAAAUAUAAAAUAUUUUCUGCAGGCACGUAAAUUAUAUUUUGUAGAGAAAUUAUUAUAAUGCAAUACAAUGAGACAGGUACCCAAACAAUACUUUCAUUUGAGCAAACACAAAUGUAUUCUGUAUUCACCAAAUUUAUUGGAGUGGACAAACUUUUUGUAAAACUGCUACAUAAACAAGACAAACUGUGUUUAAACCCACUUUUUGUCCAACUUUAAGGAUUCUAUCUGGUAACCAUUCUCCCAGUGCUUUCCUAAUGACCGAUAAUCCAAGCAAGAAAGCCACUGUGAGUGUCCGAGGGUUUGAGAGUGCAUCGAGCAGGGAUUUUGAAAGAGGGCAAAUAAGUGACACUGAGUGAGAUUAUUAUUGUGAGCCUAUGCGGAUAAUAACAAACAUGCAAUUAAAUGUAUUGAGCACAGAACAGAUUUUUGUUUAUUCAAAUUAAAUGACUAUUUGUAUUAUUGUUAUUUCUCUACAAUAUAUCAUUUUGUAAAAGAUUUUGCAAAUUUGACACAAAUAUGUCUAUAUAUUUUUUCACUACUUCUCCCAAAUACAGUGGGGCAAAAGGGCUUCCAAACAUGCUUAGUAUGACACAUCAAAAAAAGGAUAGGAAGCUCCUUGCUUUAAAAAGAAACUGCUCCUGGUGUGUCUUUGUAAAGAAAAGCAUAAAAAGACGAAUAUAGGCUUCAUAGGCUUUACGUGCAGAUGUCGGCCUGCAUCCCAUUUCAUAUAUGUCGUAUGUAGCUGCAUUUAGGGGUGUAAUAAAUACUGUAUUUUCUUUUUUUUGCAAGUAUUGGCAGCACUGAGACGUUGUGACUGUCUAGGAUGAAACAAAAGAUGACUGUUUGAAACAUGCAACCAAUCCAGGUGUUCUAGCAUCAGCAGCAAUGAUGUUGACUUGCAGUCUUUUCAUUUUUCUAGACUUGUGCAAUGGAAAGGCAAUGUAAGAACAGAAGGGCCACAAAUUUGCCUGUAGUUUCAUAUAAUUAUUUCCCAGAAGGAGGUAUUUCAUUAGUGUUGACUGAAAGGCAGCUUAGUAAAUGAGGUUCAGGUGCAUGCAACUUAGUUCUGUCAUCAAAGAUUAGGCGCAACAGCUGCAUAUUUUUUUAUUUAUUUAAACUAUAAUACUGUUUAAAUAAAAACUUACAUUAUCUCAGAAGAAAUGAACAAAGACUCACUAUUUGCAAAUUGCUCAUUUGAGGACAUACGGUGGCCACAAGAUGCAGACACAGAGAGCCGAUGUGAUCCUAUUUCUUGUUAUUUAUCAUUGGGCGUCUGCAUACAUAGACGUGUUGUUGUCAUGUACAGUCUGCACACACAUCUGCACAGACAUAAAUUUUGGGCUGCAUGCAGAUGGCCUUCACAUGGUGACGCAGGAUGACAGAUGACGACGUCUACAUCAUGCAGAUCCUCACGGACAUGCAGACAUUACAGUGUUGUCUGGUAACAUGCUUCAUUGCCAGAAAUCUCCAGUUUAGCUUUUAUUCUUCAAGUACUUCUUGAUAUUAACCAUUUGUGUGUUGAUGAUACAGUAUAAUUGAAUGCAACUCUAAAGACUUGCUUUCUCUUCAUCUUGAAAAAAAUGCACAUCCUGAAUCACAGAGAAUGUAAUCAGUUUUUAUUAUUUGUCAUUUUGACAUGGUCUCAGAGAAACUUGCCUUCUCCUGGAAUUCAGCAGUGCCUCUUUAGAAUAUGAUACUUACUAUGUAUUCACCUUAAACCUAGAAAUACGAUGAAAACGAACAGAAAUGUAAUUUACAAACGUUAUGUUUGCUUUACUGACCAGUAAGCUUUCUAUGCUCAUGUAUGAAUACAAAGAAUGAAAACGUGAUACUACUCUGAAGCUGAGUAUUAUUAUUGAUGAUGCCACCAACUUGCACGCUGUCAGCCAGCAGUUUUACAGAACUCUUUCCUUGCUGUUUCACUUUUACACAACACAUGUACUUGUGCCUUAUGUCUGCAAAUAUUGGGAGAAGCAUGUGCUGUAACCUUUGCCUAAUGGAUAAAGGACAUGUAAGAGUUAA